AUGGGAAAUACUUGUGCGAGUUGCACAGAUUUUUCAUUCUCAAAAACAGCUUCAGGAUCUGUUCUGGAUAGAGUAAUUUCUCAAGCGUCUAACGAGGAUGAUUGUUUGUUGUAUAAGUUAGCGGAUUAUAAAAAAGGAGGAGAAUUGAUCAAUGUGUAUAAUAAUGGUGGCCAGGACGAAGCAGAACGAUUUAUUGUKGAAAAAUUAUCUGGCCUUAUGUAUAACAACGGUAAAGGUCAAGUGAUAAAUCGAAAUGACUAUUUGAGAUGGAAAUUUCAAAAUCGUAAACACGUUGCCGUUAAUGUCGAAGAAAAGCCGGGUCCUCACGAUCCAUUGACAAGAUGGUUGGACCAUGUAGCAUGCUGGCAAAUGCAAUACAGAGGAUCAUUAGGCGAAAGUCUGUUGCACGUAUUAAUCAUAUGCGAUACCGUUAUACACACUCGUCUCUCCCGACUACUUCUAAAACAUUACCCGAUGUUAAGUCAAGAUGUUGUUGAAGGCGAAGAAUAUCUCGGUGCCAGUGCAUUACAUUUGUCUAUUGCUUAUAACAACAACGAUUUAAUCCAAGACUUGGUUGAUGCUGGAGCAAAUAUUUGUCAAAGAGCCAUAGUACGUCUAUCUUUAGAAAUAAAGGCUGUACACAGUGCUACAAGUAUGUUUGGUUACGCUUUGAAACACCCUAAAGUGCCAGCAAGUAAUGGUAUCAUGAACAUGGCAGGACUAACUCCUUUAACACUAUCGUGUAAACUUGCUAGAACAAGUGUUUUCCGUGAAAUGUUGGAACUAAGUGCACGGGAAUUUUGGAGAUAUAGUAAUAUUACGUGUUCGGCAUAUCCUUUAAGUGCAUUAGAUACAUUACUUCCAGACGGAAGAACAAAUUGGAAUUCUGUAUUGUUUAUAAUUUUGGACGGUACCAAAGAAGAACAUUUGGACAUGCUCGAUGGAGGCAUAAUACAAAAACUAUUAGAAGAAAAGUGGAAAACUUUUGCUCGGAAACAAUUUAUGAAACGUUUAGUUAUAUUAUCCAUCCAUUUAAUCAUGUUGAGUAUUUCUAUAUACCUAAGACCCGUGGACCAAGACAAACCACUAUUAGGAGAAGCAGAAGACUGGCAAGAUGUGGCAAGAUAUUGUUUUGAAGGUGGAACAGUAGUHGGAGUGCUGUCAUAUUUAAUCGUUCAGCAAGGCGGAGAAAUACUCAAUCAAGGUCUGGUAGGAUUUUUAAAACAAACGUUCAAGGAACCAGCCAAACUAAUAUUUCUGAUUUCCAAUUUGUUGAUAUUGGCUUGUAUACCACCUAGGAUGAUGGGUGACAAACAAACGGAAGAAGCCAUAUUAGUAUUUGCAGUUCCCGGAUCUUGGUUUUUAUUAAUGUUUUUUGCUGGCGCUAUACGCCUGACUGGUCCUUUCGUAACUAUGGUGUACUUGAUGAUCACAGGAGACAUGUUAACUUUCUUCGUCAUCUACUCAGUAAUUUUGUCUGGUUUUACGCAAUCGUUUUUUUUCCUCUACAAAGGAUCACCAGACGUCAGUACUUCGUUAUAUAAAUCUUAUCCUUCUACAUGGAUGGCCUUAUUUCAAAUUACUAUGGGCGACUAUAAUUACGCAGAUUUGAGUUACACUGUGUACCCCGCUCUCAGCAAAACCGUGUUUACGGUUUUUAUGGUUUUAGUGCCCAUUUUAUUACUUAACAUGUUAAUAGCUAUGAUGGGAAACACUUAUGCACAUGUCAUCGAACAAAGCGAAAAGGAAUGGAUGAAACAGUGGGCCAAGAUUGUAGUUACCCUCGAGAGAGCUGUACCACAAAAAGCAGCCAGGAAUUACCUCGAAGAAUAUAGUAUUCAGUUGGCUCCCGGUGACGAUAUAAAUCCAGAGCAAAGAGGAUUCAUGGUAAUUAAAUGUAAAAGCCAAACUCGAGCAAAACAGCGAAAAGGCGCUGUCAUAAAUUGGAAGUCCUAUUCUGAAGUAAAAGAUGACCAAAUUCGGCUUUCUGGCGCACUAGGAGCAGCACUAGACGCGAUUGCCGUUGCUCACGAUUUAGACAUGACUCUGACAAAAGAUCAAUCGAUUGAUGAAUUACAUGACCCUUUAAGACAAUUAGUAAUAAUGUCAGAAAAUGAUAAAACUGUCGAUAAAAGCCAAGUAGAAAUAGUGGCGAAUGCAGCAGCAAAAAUUGCAAAUCAAGAUUCUAUAAAACCGAUAUCGAUUAAUUUAGAGCAACAAAAUGAUGGUAAGUAUAAAUUGAUUGUUAUAUUCUCUUAA
Messenger RNA from Diuraphis noxia (Russian wheat aphid), 2259 nucleotides. It is a transcript of the gene iav, whose product is annotated as transient receptor potential cation channel subfamily V iav. Gene Ontology annotation, molecular function: protein binding; calcium channel activity. Gene Ontology annotation, cellular component: plasma membrane. The record is from RefSeq and is a predicted model, not a curated record. NCBI's taxonomy places the organism in Eukaryota, Metazoa, Arthropoda, Insecta, Hemiptera, Aphididae. Gene Ontology annotation, biological process: calcium ion import across plasma membrane.